Setaria italica (foxtail millet) is the source of this 1091-nucleotide messenger RNA. Its product is annotated as zinc finger protein 1. NCBI's taxonomy places the organism in Eukaryota, Viridiplantae, Streptophyta, Magnoliopsida, Poales, Poaceae. The transcript has a single exon. Bases 185 to 877 code for a protein of 230 amino acids. The record is from RefSeq and is a predicted model, not a curated record. Gene Ontology annotation, molecular function: DNA-binding transcription factor activity.
UUCUUCUACUAGUAUAAGACGAGUCAGCCACUCUGCCUCCUCUGUCAACUCACACACAAGCAACCCAAGCUCCUCCGCUUCCUCCACCUGCUACCCCACUACUCUGCUUCAUUAAUCCUGUGCCAACAAGGCAACAAGGCGUGCACGCGCGCGCCUCGUUGAGAUCGAUAGAUCGUCUACAGGAAUGGCAGCCACGGUGGAGGCGGCGGUUCUCGAGGCGGCGGCGGUGCCGUGGCCGCCGCGCCAUCAGGAGGGAGACGACGAGGAGGAGCGUGCUGUCGUCUACGCGCAGGAGAGGUGCGCGAAGGGGAAGCGCUCCAGGCGGCGCCACCUCCGCCGCGCGCCCACCGAGGAGGAGCACCUCGCGCUCUGCCUCCUCAUGCUGGCGCGCGGGCAGCGCGACGCCCGCGCUCCCCGCGUUCCCGCGCAGGAGCACAGGUGCUCCGUCUGCGGCAAGUCCUUCCCCUCCCACCAGGCCCUCGGCGGCCACAUGUCCAGCCACCGCACCAGGCCGCCGGCGGCAGCACCACCGACCCCAGCCGCCGAGAAGCCGGCGCCAGCGGCCUCGCCCGCGGCGUCAUCGUCCACGUCCGGCGCCGGCAGCAGCGGCAGCAGGGUGCACGAGUGCUCCAUGUGCAGGAAGACGUUCCCGACGGGGCAGGCGCUGGGAGGCCACAAGCGCUGCCACUACGACGGCACCGCCGCCGGCGCCUCCACCACCAGCACCACAGGCUUCAGCCGCGGGUUCGAUCUCAACAUACCCGCCCUGCCGGAACUGAUCCUCGGCGAUCGGUGCAUGCCGGCGGCCGCGGAAGAAGAGAAGGAGGUGCUCAGCCCCUUGGCCUUCAAGAAGCCGAGGCUAAUGAUCCUGGCGUAGCGUAGGUAGUUGGCUAGUUGGUUGCUGCAAGUCGAUUUUCCUCCUGUUUGAGUUGCUGAAUGCCGUCUUGCUUGGUGAGCAGUUGUACGCUUCUUGCACAGGAGUACCGGUCAACUAUAGGUCUUUGAUUGCUGUAUAUGCUCAUGUAUUUAAUUCCGUACAAAGAUUUUUUGUUUCAUUGGUUGCUGUAAGCUUUUGUGUGUUUGGUAAAGAA